Cimex lectularius (bed bug) is the source of this 2002-nucleotide messenger RNA. Its product is annotated as putative phosphatidate phosphatase. The transcript is spliced from 2 exons. The coding region runs from base 116 to 1831 and encodes 571 amino acids. Lineage: Eukaryota; Metazoa; Arthropoda; Insecta; Hemiptera; Cimicidae. Gene Ontology annotation, molecular function: phosphatidate phosphatase activity. The record is from RefSeq and is a predicted model, not a curated record. Gene Ontology annotation, biological process: phospholipid metabolic process; phospholipid dephosphorylation; signal transduction.
UGUUUCGAUUUUUUUUUUUUAAUAUAGAUUCAAAAUUGGAAAACAUAUGUUGAGAUGAUUAGAAGUUAAUGUUUAAAAAAAUCAAGUCUUGAGUAUUUUGUAUUCUAUAAAAAAGAUGGAAAUUGAUAUUGUUGAGGAUAAUAUGCAAUCGAUGUUGCUUCUCGACAUUUUCAGUUGUUUUGCUGUAACUAGUGUGAUUUUUGGAAUUGAAAUGCUUGGCUAUCCAUUUAAAAGAGGAUAUUUUUGCAAUGAUGAAACUAUAAUGUAUCCAUACAAAGUAAAUACAUUGACCCGACGGUUCAUUUACACUGCGAGUAUUGUGAUUCCCACUUUAGUGAUAACGCUAAAUGAAAUGGCUAUUUUCUACCAGGUUUCAACAGGAUUGACCAAAGUGGCUCAUUUUUUCUUACGUAUCUACAAAACAGUCGUCGUCUUCAUAUUCAGCAUACUGUGCCUGAUAGUGGUCGUCGACGUCACAAAAUACUCGACCGGAAGGCUUGCACCGAAUUUCUUCAUGGUUUGCCGACCGCAGAUCCUUUGUAACAGGGGCAACAGUCACAAGUACAUUACCAAGUACCAUUGCCAAGGCGGUGAAAACGCCGAAGCUGUGAAACAAGCCAGGCUCUCAUUUCCCUCGGGUCAUUCAGCAGUUGCUACUUUUAGUAUGGUCUACUUGGUCAUGUACAUUGAGGAAAGAUUUGUAUUCAAAUCGUCUUUGUAUUUAAGGCGUACGUUGCAGUUUUUUUGCCUCCUUCUAGUUUUAUUCGUCUGCUACUCGAGACAUCUGGAUCACGCCCGUCACCCUUCAGAUAUCGUUAUUGGAAUCGGCUUAGGAAUGGCAGGUGCCUAUUUGACUGCGUACUUUUUGUCUAAAUUCAAUAGUGCUCCUAUCUCUUCUAAGACCGAAACAAAUGCCUGGUCAACUGAUUUCAAUGUACAAUGUGUAAGAACGGAUUUUAUUACAUUUUCAUUAAAUAUGAUGAAAGAAGGUGAUGUUAAUGGAAAAUUCGGUUUGCCACUUGUUGUGGAUUUUGUGUGCCUUUUGGUGUUGUUAGGGGCAAUUUUUGGACUCCAUUUUUAUACAAAACCAGUACAAAAUGGAUUCUUUUGUGAAGACCUUUCAAUCCGAUACCCUUACAAAGAAGACACUGUACCCAGAGGGCUGUUGUACUUUCUAUGUCUCUUUAUACCACUCGCCAUUUUGACAGGUGUAGAAACCGUCCGGCAUAUCAACGAGGUGAAACCGGGCCGAAGAAAUUUGUCCUCGUGGUUCAAUUCAGUUUACAGCACAGUCGGUUCGUUCAUUUUUGGAUUUUUCUGCCUCCUGCUAGUUGUCAAUUUCAUGAAAGUUAUGACUGGAGAACUGAGUCCAAGCUUUUUCGACGUAUGCAAUCCCAAUGUCGACUGUAGUCUGAUCAAGAGAAAGUACAUACACGCGUUCAGGUGUAACAGCAUGAAGGACAUGAAAAGGUUGAGAGAAUCGAGGCUUUCCUUUCCUUCUGGACACUCCGCUGUCGCUGCGUUCAGCAUGUACUACUUGGUCGUCUACGUCCAAGCUAGGCUGAUUUGGAGGCCUGCGCAUUUUUUCAAACCUCUAAUACAAGUCUGUCUAAUCCUAAUCGCUCUUUCUGUCGGCUUCAGCCGUAUCUCUGAUAACGCCAGGCAUUGGUUUGACGUGUGCGCCGGACUUGGCCUCGGUGCUUUUGGAGGUCAUCUAAUUGCGGUGCAAUUGUCCUGUUAUUUCGCUCCGAUAAAUGAAGACGAUGAAGAAUUAUUUGACGAAGAAUUUGAAACCCCUUAUAAAACUCCAUCUACCUCAUUGAAACAUUAAUAUUUUUACAUCAAAACAUAUGAAAUAAUAAUGUUAAAACAUCCCAAAUGUCAAAUGCAACCAUGUUUUAUUAUUUUGCUUAAUUAAGUAUGAAGGUAAGUGUACGUUUCCUGGAGACCCGUAGUUACAUAUUUCAUCAGUGGGCUAAUAUAAAAAUCACUGUAAAUUCUG